AUGAACGAAUCAACGGAUCUCGGGAAUGGCAGCAUUCUGGAGCCAGCACUACGGCUCAGGAAGGGACACAUGCCCAAUCCUGCUGGGCAGGAAAGCCUUGAUAGUGACCAAUCCAGUGAGCAGGGGCCCCUCCUAGUGGAGCCACCUGAAUCUUCUGAACUGGAAAAGGUAAAUAAUAAUUGGUACUCAGAAAUCUAGCCAGGGAGUUGCAUCAAAUGUCCUUGAACAACUUAGGGAUAAGUUAACAAUUAUAGGGGUAUGGUUUUUUUCAGAGAAGGCAAUUCCACAGUGUCCAAGACCCAGGCCAUUACGGGAUUUUAAACACAACAACACCCCAGCAUCUUGAAUUUAUCCCAGAAAUGAACACAUAACCAGUGAUUCUGUUACUGUGUGUCAAAUAUGCUUCAUGUUGGAGAAUCUUGACAAGUCUUACCACUGUGUACUGGAGCAACUGAAGUUCUUGAACUGUCUCCAGGGGCGACCCUGCACAAGAAUCUCAAAAGAAGGUGAACUGAUUACCAGGGCUUAUAAUAAGUUGUAAGGGUUUUGAGAGAGGGCCACAAUCGGUCUACCUCCAAAGUUGCUGUAAAGUCCUCUGUCACAGGCUGCUACCUAGGAAUCCAAGAGGAUUGUUGGAUCCAAGAGUGUUUGGUUUGGCCUCCACAUAUGAACACAGGGUGCAAGUAGAACAGCACCUCCUUCAGUUGUGUGAUUGGGAGAAAACCCAAGAAACAAUAACCCUUCAAUUCAGCUUCCUUGUAUCAGUUCUAGUUGACGUACCAGUAUAUAAACACACACACAAAGCAGUCCAGUGAUCCUGUCCUAGUUUUUCCAACACUCAGCCAAGUGAUUUAGAAGGUCUGUUUACUUCCAGGCAGGAGUGUUAAUGGUAUCAUUUAAAUUCAUUGCUAGGGUGAUGGUUUAGCAGUCAGUAUCAUAAUGAUUAUAAGGUGCUUAAUAAAUGUACUUGGCUUUCUAAUCAUUACAGGAAACCCCCCUUUUCCUCCUUCCCCCAAAUGGGAAGAGAACAUAUAUUUUUGUAUGAUAUGUAAUUAAGUAUAAGAGCUUUUGUAAGUUCACUCUGACUUUAAGUUCUGUUUGGGACCACUGCUAAGGUUUGGGUGGCAUAAUACAUUGGCACAAACAAAUAUUACAUGUAUGUGGAAUUGCCUAAAAACUUUGUAAAAGAAAAAAGGUAACUGGCUUCAGGUUCUGUUUCUAACGAAAUGUCUAAUGCCAAUGCUUUGAUGUAGGGUUCAUUUAAAGCCUGUUGUGCAACUUCUUAGAAUGAAAAUAGUUCACUGGCAGAUGAACAAUUUUUAAGAGUCUGUUCUGUGGGUAACUGUUAUCUGGGUGACUUUAGACUGCUGAGCUUUGAAGCCUGUGUACAGUUUUUAAGGCCACCUAGCAGUUUGAACUGCCCACCUAGCAGUUUGAAAGCAUGUCAAAGUGCAAGUAGAUAAAUAGGUACCGCUCCAGCGGGAAGGUAAACAACAUUUCCGUGCGCUGCUCUGGUUCGCCAGAAGCGGCUUAGUCAUGCUGGCCACAUGACCUGGAAGCUGUCUGCGGACAAACGCCGGCUCCCUUGGCCAGUAAAGCGAGAUGAUCGCUACAACCCCAGAGUCGUCCGCGACAGGACUUAAAGGUCAGGGUCCAUUUACCUUUUUUUAUAUAGUACUUGGUAGCUUGUACUUGCUAAAAUGAAUACUACUAACACAGCUGGAGUAGUGUAGAUUUAUAUAACUGGUUUAAACAGAAUUGAUCUGCUAAAUACAGUGGUCAGUGACAUGUUUUGGCUGCAUUCCUGUCACACCUGGUGGUGAAAAUGGACUGGAUGUACCCAUCCUUACUAAUAAAUUUUGUGCAGGUGCAGAAAAGAAGUGGCUAAGAGCACAGGAAAUAAGCACUGAAUUAGUAGUUAGAGAAAGCAAACUUAAACAAAGGAAUGGAUGCUUCAAAUGGAGGGGGCAAGCUUUUGGUUUGUGGGAUCUACUCUUUCUUUUUCUUUUGCCACAUCCAGUCACUACUGGGAGUGGCUCCUUGGCGACAGAGCUAGUUUUGAUUACUAGCUGCAUCUUCUGAUGAAACCAUACACUGAAGUGGUCUGCUUGUACGGUAACACAAUUUACACCUGUGUUACUUUAUUUAUACUUUUCCCUUUUCCCUGACAGGACUCUCAAGGCAGCUUACAGAUAAAAAUAGGAACUGUUUAAAACAUAGAAAAAACAAUCUAUAAUAAACAAUUCAACACUGAUGGAAUUAAGACUAUAUACAUAUAUAAAUCUAUUAACAUUAUACAAAUAAUUACGAAAAAAAUAGCACGGUGCUAGCGCUUUCAUUAAAACUAGUCAUUUCCCAAAAGCCUGUUGGAACAAGAAAGUCUUCACUUGCUGGCGGGAGGACAACCAGGAGAGAACCAGUCUAACUGCUCUAGGCAGGGGGUUCCAAAGUCUGUGAGCAGCCACCAAGAAGGCCCUUGGUUUUAUUAACACCAAGCUCUAAAAUGACUACAUAAAACCUGGUUACAGUGAUUAUUAUUGUUUAUAUUGUUCUAAGUGCAGAAAGGAUACCUUUUAGAAGUUCUCGCCAACCCUCCAUUCUUGGAUACAUCCUCCCCACCCUGAUUAGCCCAAGUGAAAGUAUCUGAUACUUACUAGUAGAAAAGGAAAGAAUGAAAGCAGGCAUGCUUCAUUUUGAUAUUCUUGCAACCUAAUCCUAUGCAUGAUUCCAACAGGCACUCUCAGAACAGAACCAUUAUUAUUAAAUACUGUUCAGGCCUUUUCAGAACCUCGGUCUUGUAGAUCUGCUAUACGUGGAAGUGUCACAGGAUUUUCAAGUGAAAAUAAUGCUCAGAACCCUCCUUCCCCCUCCCUCGCCUCCCAUCUUGCACACAAAUGAGAGUAAGCUGCCUUGAAUUCAGCAUAACUUAUUACUGAGUGAAAUAUAUAGGAUUGUGCACUCUUAAUCCUCUUUCUCUUUCCUCCCUCCCCCUUCAUUAUCAAAUGAAAAAUACACCAUUAAGUAAGAGAUUCUGGAUCUACGACUUUAGUAGGCAGUCUCGGCCGAAGUGAGAGGUUGAGGUGUUACAGAAGGUUUUCAACUUUAGGAAGGAACGUCAGAUCAAAAGCUGCCUUAUACCUGGCCCAUGCUAUUAUGUUGUCUUCCUCCUUCCUCCUUGGAAAUUUGUCUGCACUGCUUCCUUUCUUCACUUUGCCACUGCAUAAUCACUUUGUGCUGCUCCUUCACAGGCCCGACCCAGAAUAAAUGGCACAUGCACAGUGAUGCUAGCUGCUGCUGAUCCUUCCCAUAGACUUGAGCUGAAUGGGCUAGCCUGUGAUAGUAAGGCAAGCUUGUGGGAGCUGGGUCUAAAGUGGCCCUCUAAUUCUCCCGAUUGAUCUUGCCUAUCCAUCUUCAAGACAGAAAUAUUAACCGUAAAGCAUUAUGAGUAUUAACAGUGUUGUGACAAUGCUAGACCUGUUUCCUUUGAAGUGUCUGUUUGGGGGGGGGGGGCACAUCAUGGUGAUGAAAAGCUCUUGUAUCAGAAUUUUUUAUCAGCACCUUUUUGUUAAUUCCGACAAUUGGCAUUUUUUCUGGAAAUGUCAGUUAUUCACAUUGCGUGUCUAAGCACUGUGAAAUGCAUUUGUAUUUGGUACUGCUUGUGUGUUCAGUUUCAGUUUUCUCCUUUUCUAUGGAGAAAUAGUUUGGCAAGUUUUUAUUCUGAAGUCUGUCAUGCUCAGCAUGUUUACUUAAAAUACGUUUUGAAAUCAGCAAGGCUUCCUGUUUUAAAGCUGAGUGACGCUUAUUGGAUCACAUUUACCCUACCUUGUGUCUGUUUCCCUCUGACGGAGGAAAGCACAUCUUUUCCACAGUGGUAUUGGAGUACUUCUCCAAGAAAGAAAGCCUGUGGGGUGCCAGGUGAUAAUUCAGACUGUCUUCAGGCAUGCAAAUGAUAGUUGGAUUAUUUAUUGUACACAUUUUUAUUUUCACUGUGGUGGAUGCAAAUCUUCUAGAGGAACCUUUGCUAACCUAGUGCCCACUUGACAUUUUGCCCAGUCAGCAUGCUGGCUGGGGCCAAUGGGAAAUUUAGUCCUAAAUGUAUGGAGGGCACCAGGUUGGCAAAAGUUGCUCUAGUGAAUAUUCACGUUUUCUUAAGCUGUUGGUGCUUUUUUCUGCCCUGUGCCGGACUGUCUGGCCUCCUUCAUGGCAUUUAUCUUCCUUUGCCCUUUGCUAUUUGAAUGGUUGGAGUGUCUUUGUUCUCCCUGCUGUUCUUCAGUCACUGAUAUCUCCUAAAGAAAUGGUUCUCACUGUGACUUUGUUAAACUGACACAAUCAAAUGCAUGUGACUUUUAUCACCUGAUGAAUGGGCUUUUUAUGUACAGCCCUGAAAACCUGCACUUGACUCUCUCCUUUUUUUCUAUAAUCCUCCAAUGACAGAGAGGGAACAAAAGGCUGUUUUCUUCACAUUUCCCCCCCAGCUCCCACAGCCCUCUGCUCUUGAUUGAUGGUGGUUUUUGUCUAAAAGUUCCUGCAUCUGGGGUGCUCUGUGCACUUGCAGUGUGUGGCCUAGAAGCGUGUCUGUGAAAUUUUGGGUCCUUUGCUCUGAAGCAUUUGGUACUGUGCAGAGGAUAAUGAAGCGCAGCACUUGACUCUUCAGUCAGUGGAAGGCUUCUUCAUGGCAGAUACCCAGCUGGAACAUUUGUCAAGCAGCCAGGGCCUCCAUGACUCUUGAAUUCAGCUGUUUGACCUUUUGGAAAGAAUCCAUUAGUCAGCCUACUUUGAAAGUGAAAAAACUGUGCUCAAGCAUAGUAAAAAUGGGAAGGAAAAUAAUAGAAACCAAAUAAAAAAUACUGACAUGAAUACUUAAGGACAAGGGAUUUAGAGUUCAUCCUUAAGGAAAGGCAUUGGAAACCUGUUGCUUUCUUUUGCAUCCUGGUGUGGAAGAGGCAGGUCAACCUGCUGUAUGCCAUUAUGUUCUUUGUUUGUUUGUUUAUUGCAACUAUUGCUUUUAACUUGUUUUUAGCUCUUUGUGCUUUUACUAUCUAGUUUUGUGUUUUUAUAUUGCUAUAAACCGCUGUGAUACAUUUUUAUGGUACAGUGGCAUAUAAACAUUUUAUUAAAACAUAAAUAAUAAAAUUUAAGAGACAAGGCACGGCAGCUGCUCAUCUUUGCACCUUAUUAAGGUUUAGUAUUUCUGUAAAUAACAUGCUCAGACAAUCCUUCUUUCCCUGCCUCUACGCUACAUCCCACAAUCUCUCAAUUGCCAUGUUUUCUACUUUUUUUGGUUAUGAUAGGACAACUUCUCCACUUUUAGAUCCUGCUUUUGCAUUGUUUUAAUAUAGUGAACUGGUUUUGGAAAGUAAACGCUUAGAAUUGUCUCAGUGUCUUGCAUACAGCAAAGGCAAGUUCCAUAUAUGCCCUUGGUCUUUUUUUCUCUUGUUGCUGCUUCUCCUCUGUGUUUUCUUUUACCCAAUGAGUGAUGAGCUAUUGCUAUUUUCAUAGCAACAAAUAUUACUUUCUAGGAUUCCUUCUCUCUGAACUUUAAAAAUAAUUUUUAAAGGCCAGUAUCUGAAAGGUAAUCAUGUGUGGACACAAUGCAUGGUUCUGCCAAUUUAUUGGCUGGAAGAGGCAGCCAUUUUAGAAGUAAACAGGAACUUACUCUAUAGAGGUCGGUGGCGUUUUGUUUUUUUUAAUAAAUAUUUUAAUUAAGUUUUCACAUAAUACAUCUUUAAAAGUUUUCACAUAAUACAUGUUAAAAAAACAGGCAGGUGGAGAUUUGGUGGGUACCCUUUUGUCAUUAUUUUUACGAGGUUUGCUAUGCACUGUCCUGGACUUUUUCACUUAACAUAGAAAGUUGUGUAGUGUGGUGUUGCUUGUGUAGCUUAGUCUAGACUGGCAACUGAUCUUUUGCUACUGGAUGGAGAUGUCCAGGAGCCACACUUGGUGCUUAGCAUCUCCAGCUGCCUGGCUGCAGUCAGCUCGUCUGCCGGGCACAGCGCAGCAAAAAAUGCACCUUUUUUGUGCUGCCAGGUGAAUCAGGUGUUUGGAAGGAUAGUGCAGUAGCAAAAGACACGUCUUUUGCUGCUGCACUACCCUGCAGACCCCCUGAUUCUCUUGGCAACUCCCCCCCCCCCCCGGAGCGGGGGGAAAAAAGGCAGCUAGACAUUUUGUUUUGGUGCCCACAACCUAGGUCCCAGGAGCCACAUGGCUCCUAGCAUUCCUAUCCCAGUUUCCAACUGCUGCUCAUCAGUUGCUUUUAUAAACCAUAACUUGUUGAGAUCCUAGUUCAAUUGUAGGAGAAAGACAAGAAGGCAUUGGGUUCAUUUACUCCUGCAAUGUAAGAGAGGUUACAUUGCAUCAAGCAAACAGAUCACAUUUCCAUUUUCUAGCAGCAGGUAGAAGGGGGAGCUAGCAAAGGUAUUUUGGCAAUUACUGGUGGUGAAAGCAGGGUUUUCUGGAGCAGUAUAAUUUCUUAUGUAUCUUGUUUCCAUUUAGCAUGCUUCAUAAGCCUGUUUUCUCUCCCUUCCCCCAUAUUCCCCCCCCCUUUGCAUAUGAAGUGUUGCUUUACUUAGCAAGUCAAAUGCCAGGCAGCCUGUCACUCUCAUGCACAGCUGCUUUUGGAAUUAGCAUAUGGACAAAAGAGGUGGGGAAGAGCCUUCUUGGGCAGGUGCUGUUCUUCAGUCUGCCCAGUGUCAGAAUGCCCUAGUCAUUCCCCAGAUAAGAUGCAUACACAGCCAUCUCUUGCAUUGCUGUUGAACACCAGCAAACAGAUUUGCUGUGACCUGAAAUAUGUGUGAACACGCAGGAAGAAAGAAUUCUUUGCAGCAAAGGAGCUCUUUAAUAUGCCUGCUUAAGCCCAGACACAAAUUAUCAUAAAGCUUGUGAUUUGUUGGCUUUAAGAAGAAAAAGGAAAGAAAACCUGAAAUAUGUAAUAAGCUCUCCCAUGAUCAGAGAACAGUUCUGAUUCCUGUUAACACAUUCCAGAGGGGUAGCGGAGUUUCAUGGCUGCCAACGAAAAGCUUAUGCCACAAUCAAUCUGUUAGCCUUUAGGUUGCCUCACGAGUUUGUUGUAUCUUGCAGACAUCAUAUUUUCAUCAGUAGAUCCAUUGUCCUUUUUCUUCAUGGCACAGAUCCCUCAUGACUUCUGUUAAGUUCCAUUUAUAACUGAAGGAGACCAGUUAAUGUGUGAUACAAGGGCUCUAACUUCAUUCUGUCUCACAAUUACCCCCCUCAAUGUCUAGCUCCUGCCUUUGCCUGUACUAAGCUGCUAUUUAUUCUUUUAUUUAUUUAUACAUAAUCUGCCUUUUUCCUGACAGGACUCAAGGCGGCUCACAGAUAAAAAUAAGAACCGCUAAAAACAUUGAAAAAACAAUAAUGAUAAAACAACAAAACCUUGAUAGAAUUUAAACUAUAUACGUAUAUAAAAUAUAUUAAAACCAUACCAAUAAUUACAAUAAAAACAGCACUGUACCAGCCCUUUCAUUAAAAUCAGUCAGUUCCCAAAAGCCCUUUGGAAAAAGAAAGUCUUCACCUGUUGGCGGAAGGAUAACAAGCAGGGAACCUGUCUAGCUUAUUUUAUAAGGAGUAUGUGCACACUUCAGUCAUGCCAGUUCUCUCCUCUUCCCCAUUUCUUACAAAGGGUUUCUGGACUCUCAUAACAACUCUUAUCCUCACUUCAUCCCUCUCUAUUCUUUUUGUUAUGCCUUAUCUUUUCCAUUAUUUUUCAUCUUGUUUGAAUUCUGAAUGCCUUUGUCCUGAAGGCAGGGUGUUCUUUUGAGUGAUGUUAGUGCUUAGUCCCAUGAUGGCUGUUGUCAUGGGCAGUUUUUUUAUACUAAUGGCAGUAGAGUUGUGUCCUCAGUCAUGCCAUGUGUGGGGAAGCUAUCUUGACUGGUAUGGUAAUGCCCACCAACUACUAGAGUACCAUUUACACCCACACCCUUUUCUACAAAUCCUAAGCGUUCUUUUAACUGUUGCACUUUGCCUGACUUGUACCGACCUUUCCCCAUGAGUUUCUUUCUCCAAAAAAGCAGUGAGACUUAGUUGAUCUUCUGCAAUUUGCAGCAUUUAAAAGACUUAAUAGUUGAAGGUCAGUAUAGAUCACUGUGACCUUGAUCACCAGUUCUGAAGACAAAAUGGCUAUACUCUGCAUUUGACUUCAGAAUAGCAAUUAACUGCAUCCAGAUGGUCUGCUUGCAGAGUGACAUGUUGCCCACUUCACCUCUAUUGUGAUGAGGCUGCAGAGUCCCUGGAAACAAACAUGCCCAUGUAGCCAUUUGGCAACCAAUCAAAAUAUCCUUGUGAUCAAUUAGAUGAACAGCUUCCUUUCAGAGUCACAUUGCUGCAACAUACUGCAAUCUCUGUUGUAGGCUUGAAACAUUUCGCUUUGCUUCUCUUCCCCUCUUCCCGAUGAACUGCAUUGCAAUAAUUUAUCUGCAAAUGCAGUAUUUGGGGAAGAGAGCAGAACAUGGGUGACCUGUCUGUUCCUGACUUUACUAUUUGUACACUUAAACAACCUACCUCUCUCGUUUUUGCCUAAUUGCUUUCUGUGGCUGAAAGGAACAUGUAUCUGUUAGGUAUUGCCAUAAAGACCAAUGUGAGUUUCUGUACUAUAAAUAUCCCCAGAUUAAUAGGUCCCCAGAUAAUAUGUCCCCAGACAAACUAUGGAGUAGCUGGCUUAACAUUAUGCUCAAAGUAGUGCUUGUGGCUUUAUACUUUUCAAACAAACCAGCCUAAGGCCAAUGUUUGUUCUAGGCUUCCUGACUAUGUUUUUUUGAAGAGAAACAAAUCACAAGUGCUGGUUCAGAUCCAACACUAAGCCAGCCUUCCAGCGGUCUGUUUCUCCACUCAUAAGGGAGGAAUGAGGUGGAAGAGCUUGAGCUAGGUACACCAGCACAAAGUAUGAGCAUGUUAUGAUUAAGACAGACAAACUCCACUUGGCUUAGCAUCAUGUGUGAAUAUGACCAGUAUGGUCCAAUUUCAAAAACUAACUGAAGCCAGCAGAGAAGAGGUGAAAUCCUCCAAAAUUGAGGUUAUGGGCUAGGUGUUCAGAAACUAGAAAAACUGUGGGGGAAGGGAUACUCUGCUGGCCGAAUUUGAAACCUAGGGAUAGCAUAUUAAACUUGGUUUUAAAAGGGUGCAUCCUUGGUAGACAAGCUCAUUGCAGUCUACAAACCGUGUUAAAGGGCUUUAAUACACUUGUGGGGAGUUACUGUUUUAACAAAUGUUGACAGCUAGAUCCAAGUGCGUAGAGCAAAAGAACCAUCUGAAUCUUUAAUGAUGUGAAUUGCUGUAGCUGCUAUUCAGGCAGGUUUUCAUGUAGAGUAUGUGGAACCAUGCUUCCAUAUAGUAUAGAAAACUGCUUGCUUUGCUUGCUUGCUUAGGUCCUCUUUUUGUUGUCGGAUCUAGUAUAGUGAGACCCAAAGUUUGUGCAUUAUUGAAAGUGCACAAGGAAUCUCCUUUCUUUGAAAGCUCUUUCUGGGUUUUAACGGUUUUGAAGUAGAUAUAUGUUUAAGUAAAAUUGCAAGCCAGCUUCCUUAGCUGUGAAUGAGGAGAAGUGGAAAAGGCUCAGGAAUUGUAGGCAGGGCAAACAAACACACUGUCAGCAUCGCCCUUGAGCCAGUGCCACCAACUGGACUCAUCCACUUCAGCCCCGACUGGGCUAGGCGAGCUGGGUAGCACUUCCAGAGACCACCUUCUGCACAGGAACAGGUCAAAGUGCUGUGGACUCACAGCUUAGAGUUGUGAGCACCGGAUUCACUUCCACAAGAAGACAGUUGUCGCACAGCAGAAUACAGCAGAGUCUAGCAGAGUAUAUAAACAACUCGGAGAGCAGCUCUGUAGAAUAUCUUCUUUAUUCUAUAACUACAAAUAUAAUACAACUAUAUACAGAGCUAAAUAGGUCUAAGCAUAAAUGAAUGCUGCACUGCACUGAGUGUCUGCAGCUGCUCUUAGCAGUAACCUUAUCUCUACACACGAUCUCUAACACUCAGCCUCUCUCUCUCUCCCCCCACACUGACUGACUGACUGACUCGGUGCUGGAGCAGAAUAAGUAGAGAGCAGAACAUGCCUCCUCCUCUCUGGAGAAUCAGCAGACUCCUCAGGAGAUUCUUGGAUAUGGGAGGGGUGAAAUCUCCUCACACACCCUGUCCUUUCAUCUCUGCUACACUGCCUUGCAUAUUUUAACCAGGAAGAUGCCUCUUUGUCUGAUGGCAGCAAUCCAUUCAGUUUAUCACAUACAACUUUUGUAGAAUAACUGGUUGCAGUUUUAGGCAGCACAAUGGACUCAAGUUCGUAUAUUUGUAUUUGCUGUUAAAUUCUGAAUUUUCUCAGUAAGCAGUGUGCUUGAAUAAGUGUGUGCCAAGUAUUCUAGAGUUGCAUAUACAUUCUGAUGGGUCAUUAGUGACUUUCGAGUGGGUCUCUUAACCAAUAUAAAGCCUUAUGUGGAGGUGAGUUCUAGCAUGCGUAAGUGAUGAUGUAUGGAUGCUGGUUGCUGCUUUAGUGUGAGCAGCUUUGAAUAGUACAGAAUCUGUAAGCUGGGUUAGUGACCUACUCCAGUGACCAUCUUAAGACCUGCUUGAGUCACUUACGUAGCUUCUCUGUUCAUUCUUGCAGGAAACAAAGGGAAGGAACUGUACCCUUUUCAUUUAUGUUUGAACUGUUGCUUUCUCCCAGAUCUCUUUUAAAACCAAAAGCAAUAUAUUGACAGAUGGGAAGAUUGCCAAACUGGUGAGAAGGAGAGAAAGUAAACUCACUAAGAAUUGAUCUGCCUCUUUUCUCUAUUCUUCCUAUUACCUCCACCACCCCAUCUCUUGAUUUUUAACCUAGCAGCUUGGCUGUAUUGCAGGUAGGUGUUUAUUGUGGAAGAACAGAUCCUGCUAAGAUCACCUUUAGCGCACAUUUGUACUUUCAAUGAUCUCGGAUUAAAUUAUUUUGAAUUAUAGGAUUUUGUAUUGGUGAUUCUGAAUUCUCAAUGGACUCAGGUCCUUCUGGCAGGAUUCAUAAGCAUCUGAUAGUCCAGUGUAAGAAUGGAAUGCUGGGCUACGUAAGCCUUUGGUUUGAUCCAGUAGUGCUUUUCCUAUGUUGAUUAACUUGAUUUUUUUUAUAGUGAAAGCGUAGUUAGCAAAGUUUUCUCUGAACAUUUAAUAAGGAAGAUUCUUAGCACUGUGUGGGAGCAAAACAGUGCUUAAGUGUCUAAUCCAUAUUAAAUAACAUUGGGAAAAUAACUAAGGAUUUGUUUUCAUUUAUGAUAGUCAAUCUGAAAUAAAUUAUUUGCUUCCUUAAAAACCUUUGACUGUCCUUUAAAGUGCAUGGUGCUUCUGUACAGUAUAGGUAGGAUUUUGAUCUUGCACUACAGUAUUGUAAAACUACAUUAACUGGCAGAAGAUGCAUAAAUGACUGGAAAAGGAACUCUUUCUGUGCCAGCCUCAAUGUGAGCCCCCUCAAUUAAAAGUUACUAAUGUUGGCUGGUACAGAUGAGAAGUGACUAAGUUUCCUGGGUCAUUGAAGAGGCUCUUACAUGUUGGAAAGGGACUAUCCAGUGCUCAUAUGCUUUGCCUAUAGAAAGUUCCAUUUUUAGUGACCAGCAUUUCCAUUUAAAGACUGUCACAUUAUUAGACUGGGAAAGGCAUCUGCCUGAGACUCUAGGGAACCCCUGAUAGUUGGAGUAGACAACACUGGGCCCAGUGGCCCAGUUAAGUCUACUGCAGCUUCGUGUGCAAUCUUACAGUUAGGCAAUUGUAAGAUGUUUGGGGAAAAGCUAAGAACAAUAAAAAAGAGAAUCAGUUUAACAGUAAGUUUGCCUGACACUGAUUCUUCCUAAAACAUUGUUGUAGCUAAUAACUGGAUUCUCAUAAGCAAAGGCAUGCAAAUUGUGUUUGCUUAACAGUUCUUUUCUAGUAAAUAGGUUGGUGAUUGACAUAAUCUGUGCAAGGGCAACAAACUGCAAAAUGCAUUCAUGCUGUGUUAACCGCAUCUUAUUUCACAUUGAAAGAAAGGAAAAAGCAUGAUCAAAUUCAGAGUUUUGUCUAUCUUUCUAAAAGGGAGUAAUAGAAUCAUAGAAUUAUAGAGUUAGAAGGGACCCAGAGGGUCAUCUAUUCCAACCCCCAGCAAUGCAGGAAUCUCAACUAAUGCAUCUAUGACAGAUGACAUUCCAAGCUCUGCUUAAAAACUGCCAAUGAAGGAGAGUCCACCACCUUCUGAGGGAGUCUCUUCCACUGUCACACAGCUCUUACCAUCAGAAAGUUCUUCCUGAUGUUUAUUCAGAAUCUCCUUUCUUGUAACUUGAAGCUAUUGGUUUGGGUCCUAGUCUCCAGAGGAGACAACAAGCUUGGAAGAUGGCUGUUACAUCUCCUCUCAGUCUCCUCUUAUCCAGGCUAAACAUACCCACUUCCCUCAACUGUUCCUCAUCAGGCUCAGUUUCCAGAUCCUUUGUCAUCUUGGUUACCCUCCUUUGCACACAUUUCAAUAUCCUUCUUAAACUGUGGUGUCGAGAACUGGACACAGUACUCCAGGUGUGGUCUAACCAAGGCAAAAUAGAGUGAAACUAUUAUUUCCCUUGAUUGGGACAUUAUAUUUCUGUAAUGCAGCCUAGAAUAGCAUGAGCCUAUUUUGCUACUGCAUCACAAAGUGGCAGCUAUACCUAAUAGUCUCUUCCCUUCCAUAGCACAAAUUGGGGACCACCAACUCCAUUGCAUUUUGCUCAACAGCAGUGGCUAGAGAACCUAAUUCUGGAGUAUGCAGCUAGAGAACAUGUUUCUUUUGAACAUUCUACACUUGUGUGCUUAUCUGGCUUCAUAUUUGAUAGUAGAAUUCUGUGUUAAGUCACUGAAAGCAAAACUUGUUUUUGCUUGUUAUUCAACAAUUCUUUUAUGUUUCAGAGUUCUGAUCAUGUUGGCAGCGAUGAUGCAGCUCAUGAGGAUGAAGGAUUUAUGGGGAUGCUGCCUCUCCAAGCUCACCAUGCCAUGGAGAGGAUGGAAGAGUUUGUAUGUAAGGUAAGAGGCUGCAAAGCAAGUGCCCAUCAUGCUCUGGUGUGCUUCACACAGCUGUUGGGUCCUUUGGCUAGCAGUGCAUGCACUUCUGGCAACAAAGAGCCAAGUCACAGUGGGUGGCCAUCAAGGAGUUCUGUUGUCUUGGCUGAUGCUGCCACUGUGCGUGUUGGGAUCUUGCGCUUCCAGUAAUUGGAUGAAUUAGAAAGUUUAGCACGAUAGGGAUUACACGUUGAAAUGUAGGAUUAAACAUGAUGGUACAACUGUUGAGCCUCUUUUUUGAAACAUCUGUGGAAGUCCAAGCAGAAUAAUGCCCUCUGCUUCUAGUGUUUCUGGGUCAGAGAACUUUAAUUUACAAGGUCACCUUUUUCCAUACAUACUCUUUCAGGCCUUUGCAAAUCUUUGUUUUGAGAUUACCAUUUGUCUCCCUUGUGUAGCAGCCUCAUUGUGUCCACUGUCCCAAGUGAAAAAAGCCAGUUCUAUUGAAAUGCCACCCUGGACAAAUUCAUUGUGAGCUGUGUAAAUAUUACUGGUCUUGACUUUCCUUGUCUAAUUUUAAAGGGAAAUAGUUUAUGCUGGUGUCUGUCUCUAAUGUCAGAAUCAGAACAGAGAAUAUUAUUUUUACCUUGUUUUGCUGCUAUCUUUUCAUAAUUGGAAGGAUGACCUUGGAAAUGCAGGAUUUAUUAACAAAAUUUCUACAAAUAUAUGAACCCCAACUUUAAUGAAGCUCCAUUGUUACCAUCUUUCUUUUUUCCACCUAUCACUGAAGUCUCAGAAUAUUUGACUUUGAUUUUAGAAUGGCAAACAUGCUCCCAAACUUUCAUGGAGGGGUGCUUUGGAUUGGCUUUUCUUUGCCUUCAUGUGUUACACUACAGGGAGCAGUUUUUUCAGUUUCCUGAAACUUCAUACUAAUUUCAAAAUUAUUUGUGGUGGUGAAGGUGGAUUUUGUGGAAGAGUGGCUGAACUAUUCUCUAUACUGCUUUUUCCAUUUGAAAUUCAAUGUGUAUUUCCUUGGGAAACUGCCACAGGAGGACUAACACAACCCCUCCUUACUCCCUUUAGGUGUGGGAGGGCAGAUGGCGCGUCAUCCCCUUUGACGUCUUGCCCGACUGGCUGAAAGACAACGAUUACCUGUUGCAUGGGCACCGCCCACCCAUGCCCUCUUUCCGGGCUUGCUUCAAAAGCAUUUUCAGAAUACACACAGAGACCGGCAAUAUCUGGACACACCUACUAGGUAUUGACUUGGAUGUAAAUGUCAUAUGAAUUUAUCUUUUAUAACUAAUAACUGAGUUAAGAAGCAAAGAAAAUAGACUUUGGAACUUACUGCUGAUCCAAUAGCAAGAGCAAGAUUGCCUGGAGCACAUCUGACAGGACUCUACAGGAUAUGUUGGGCAAGAGUUUGGGGUGAAUUAUACUUGCAUAGAUGGAUCCUGGACAAAGGGUUGCAGUGACUUUCCCCUUCAGUAAUCUUACUAAAUGCCUGUUCAGUAGAAUAACUUCUCUUUGUUCAGCACCAACUGACUUGGUUUGAAUUACUCAGAUGUGCAAAUUCCCCCUUUUCUGUUUGUGUUGUACUCCCCUCACCCCAUCACUGAUAAUGUUUUGAGGAUGCUCAGAUUGACUUGGCAGAUCUACAUGAAUCCUCUUCCUGUUGUCCAAAAAGAUAAUUCAGAUUUCUGCUCCAACACUGCUGUUCACUAAUAGCUUUUAGGAAGAAAAUGUAAACACUUUGGUAUGCAUGUGCUGCUCUGAGUCAAGACCUUGGUCCAAGGCUUCAACCUGGGACAUCUGAAUUGCAAUGCUGCAGAAAAAUUGUGUGCUUUGUACUUCUGUGAGGCUUUCUCACUGCAGCAUUGCCCUUGAAAUAAGCUUAAUUGCCUGUGCUUACUGGACCUUUCCUGGCUCUUGGGACUAAUGAUGGAACAGGCCUCAAAUUAGCUUCAGUUGGCAUUGCAGUGACCAUAUUCUGUUUGGCUCAUUGGGGAGGACAGAACUAGAGCUAAGCUUGCAUACUUUAAACAUUAUUGUCAGCAACUGUUUUGCUUGGCAGAACAUUUAGGUUGGAAUAAACCUAAAGCCCUUUGGUUCAUCGAUUGGUCAUAUUUGUGCUAGCCCAGCUUCUGUAUGCUACACCACCAUGCCUCAUAAUACUUGGGAGAAAUAAUGCAGACAAACAGGAAAUUGAAUCUGUUUCCAGCUUUAUAUCAGGCCACCCAUUCCACCAUGUUCCACUCCAUGCAAAACACACUAAACCAUAUUUUAACAUGAUGUGCAUAAUGUGGCCAGGGGUUUCCCAAAGCUGUUCAAAGCAUAUGUAGUACCUCACUCAAUGAUUUGCAAAUGUUAAGUCAAAUGAUCUACAGAAAUGUGACAGAUGACAUUUCUCAAGUGUACUGAAUUUGCUUUGAUGCUUUUUUGGGGUUCUCCCGCUACACAUGCACAAACUUUGGCAGGUCUUGUAACAUUUAUUUUUCUUUGUUUAGGUUGUGUGUUCUUUCUGUGUCUGGGCAUCUUUUACAUGUUCCGGCCAAACAUGUCCUUUGUAGCACCUGUACAAGAGAAGGUAGUGGUUGGAGUGUUCUUCUUGGGAGCCAUUCUCUGCCUCUCCUUCUCAUGGCUCUUCCACACAGUUUACUGCCAUUCAGAAGGUGUCUCAAGACUAUUCUCCAAGUAAGUAUUGUAGUGGUUCAGUGUGACUUCAGAGCCGGAAAAUGUAUGUGAAGCACUAUGAAAAUUGUCAGUGUAUAAAUGCUUAGCUGUUGGGUCCAGGCUGAGAAACUGGAAUUUGCCUAAGAGCUCUACUUCAGCCAUUGAUGGGCUGCCCAUAUUCCUGACAUUGUGGUUAGCAGGCCAAGAUUAAGGAAUUUAGAUCAGAGCUCUUCUCCUAAGACUUGUCUGCCUUUGCUAAUAUUUGGAAGUUGCUGUCUAGGGGUGGUCACAGUAGGAACCUUAUUAGCCACAGAAGUCUUGCACCAGAAGCUGGACAAUGAUGCAACUAGGCUAGGCUUGUUGGGUGCUGUGGAGGCUGUGCAAUCAUUGAGCAGGCUAUUUCAUGUGACCUUCCUGAAGCAACUUUCCCCCUCUCUUCCCUUGCCUUAGACUGGACUACUCUGGCAUCGCCCUCCUCAUUAUGGGCAGUUUUGUCCCAUGGCUCUACUACUCCUUCUAUUGCAACCCUCAGCCCUGCUUCAUCUACUUGAUUGUCAUCUGUGUCCUGGGCAUCACAGCCAUUAUAGUUUCCCAAUGGGACAGGUUUGCAACCCCCCAGUAUCGAGCAGUACGAGCAGGUAAGACUCAAAGGAUCACUUUUAAAAUGCUUUCCUCCACAUGAAGGGAUUUGGUCUGAAAUUUUAUUCCAAAUUGGAACAAAGUGCUGAACUUACUUAUGCAUGGUGCUAUUUUUUAAAAUGUAACUUUGAACUGAGUGUGCGCGCUCAUAGAUUAAAAGUUUGACACUCCUAAUCUGCCAGUCAUAUUUGCAUAAUGUCAGGUUCUAGAGAGGUAGCCAUAUCUGUCUGCAACAAAACUUCUUUAAUGUUCCAUAUUCAGAUUUAUAGUGACACAAGUUUUUGUGAGUUAAAGGCACCUUCCAUGAUGUGUUGCCUUCCAUUAGUCAUGCUUAUGGCGUAUUUGUGUAUAUUUGUGUACAGACAGAUAUACAGUGGUACCUCCGUUCCGGAGGCCCGUUCGCAACCUGAAGCGCUGUAUCUGUGCAGGUGCGCGGCACAAUUUGGUGCUUGUGCGCAUGCGCGAAGUGCGAUUUAGCACUACUGUGCAUGCGUGAACGGUGAAACCCAGAAGUAACCCUUUCCGGUACUUCCGGGUUGCUGCGGGACGCAACCUGAAAAAAAGUAACAUGAAGUAAAUGUAACAUGAGGAAUGACUGUACAUACAGCAAAAUGUAGUCUCCAAACGGGCCUUGAAAAGUUUAUACUCUGCAUUCUUUAUGUGUACAGAGAAUUCACUAGUUGUGGAUAGUUAGUACUUCAUGCACCUUAUAAAUGGGCAUCCUUUUAUGGAUACAUAAUAAAUUGGUUGGUAUUUAGAUGCUACAAGAUUCCUUGUGCCUGCAUCAUGUGUGUUUUAAUUUGCACUGUUCCCCCCCUUUUUUCCUAUUAUUAACUUGUAGUACUCAUUAUGUGACAUCUUGUUUGGAUGACAAUAAGUUAAGGAUUCUGGCUGUAAAUGCCAAGUCUGUCCAAUGAACACAAUUUGUGAAAAUGACUCAUCAGCUUAGCUGGAUGCCAUCUUUCAUAGUGGCUCUAAAUUCUGGCUAAGUCUGAGUCAGGUAGGAGGAUUAUUUAGGAUAAGGUAUUGUUUAAAAUCAAAACCCUAAAUGCAUCUUCUAGUGCAGUAGUUUCCAAAUUUUGCCAUGAGGGAACGGAAAGAAAAAGAAUCUCCUAAGGACGAAAAACAUCUGCCUGCAGGGAAGCUGUUUGCUGUUACAGACAUACACACAUUCAGCAUUUUAUUUGUAUGCCACCUUUCCGUAGUUUAAACCAUGCUUAAGGCAGCUUACAACAUGAAAAAAAUAAUACAUAAUUACAUAGCAAAAGUAAUUUUCAACCAUAAAUAAAAUUUCAAAAAGUACACAUCUAAAUUGAACAUUUCCAUAUAGAUCAUAAGAUCUAAAAUAAGAUACAAAAAAUUAUAUCAAUAACAGCAACACACACCCCUCCAAACAAAACACCCUAAACAACGCCCCAGCCCAACAGUCUGUUCAGUAGCCUCAGUUUUUGUAGCUGGAGUCAGGGCCCUCCUCGGCCAGGUGGAAAUAAGGCCAGUAAGACAAGGACUCCUAGCCAAGAUGCUUAUUCCACCACUCCGGCCGGCCUGCCUUCCUUUCCACUCCAUCUUUACAGGAGGAUAGAGACUUUGUUCUGUUCAUCUCUGCUUUUGGAAAUGAUUAGGUUUUUCUGAUACUCCAGUGCAGAGGAUGCUACUUGCUGAAUCUCUACAGAAAUUGCUGCUCUGGGCUUUGUCUUCUUCCAUUUGGGAGGCACACUUGGAACAGUAACUCCUGUAGCAGUGCAUGGGAAGAACUCCUCCGAGGGAAGGUGGAAUUCUUGCAUGUCUGAAUGCGUGCACACACAGAAUGUGAAUGUAGUCAUGCAUUCAGGGGGGAAAGUCUCAUUUGCUUGCUGGAAGUUUGAAGAAUUUGUUCUAGAAUAUUUCUGUACCUUCCAGGAAGUUGUAAAUUUGUACAGAGGAUCAGGAGAUGAAAUAUAUAGCAAUUGCAACUUAGUACAGUGGUACCUCUGGUUACGAACUUAAUUCGUUCCGAAGGUGCGUUCUUAACCUGAAACCGUUCUUAACCUGAGGUACCACUUUAGCUAAUGGGGCCUCCUGCUGCUGCUGUUCUCAUCCUGAGGUAAAGUUCUUAACCCGAGGUACUAUUUCCGGGUUAGCGGAGUCUGUAACCCAAAGUUUGUAACCUGAGUUACCACUGUACUGGGAAUACUAUUAUGCAAAUAUUGAAGGUUUUAAUUAUCGUGAACUGUCAGUUCAAUCUGUGGGCUGGAGCAGACAAAACACCUUUGAAGUUUAUUCUUCCAUGACUGAUGUAAGUGUGCACUUUUUUGGUCAGUCAGUGGUACACGAAGGCCAAAGUUCCUUUCUGCCACUCACAGCCCACUGGCAGGGAGUCUUUAUUUCAAGGCUUGUGCUACAGUCUCUAGUGUACUUAGAAAGCUAGAGGUAUAUUAACAUAUUUUGAACAAUUGUGCACAGUGGGUGUGUAGUAUACAUUUUAGGGCACUUGAGAAUGAAAUCAGGUUUACUUCAUUUUCUACAACAAAAAGAAUUUGGUCUGAUUAAAGAAAUUAUAGUUGAUUGAUUGCAAUUUUAAAUGAUCUGCAUAAUAAAAGUCACUUGAAUAAAAUGGUGACUUUGGAAUGGAAAAGCAUACUUUCUUUAUCUAGUAUUUAAGUGGUGUAUGUGUAUGUGCACGUGCGCGCGCGCGCGCGCACACACACACAUAUGUAUGUGCUGCAGCAGGUAUAGUCUUGAAGGAGGAUAUGCCUCCUGGUUGCAACAGAAGAGAGAAUGCCUCUUCUAAAAUGACAUUUAGCACUAUGGAAAUUAUUAUUUUUAAAAAAAUGUGUUCCCAGAUUGAUCAGGGGGCUCCUCUCUAGUUGACCAAAUGGGUUGUGGCCCUAAAAACCAACCACCCAAGUAGUCUUCCUGCUCUGCUUUGGGAUCCUGCGCUUUGGCAGUUUGCCCUCAUCUCUGCCACUGCUUCUCUUGUGUCCAAGGCUGAAUCUGUCCCACUUCCCUUAUCUCCUAGGAGUGUUUCUGGCUCUGGGCCUUAGUGGGGUCAUCCCCACCCUGCACUUUGUCAUCACGGAAGGGCUCCUCAAGGCUGCCACAAUGGGGCAGAUAGGCUGGCUGGCUCUCAUGGCCUGCCUGUAUAUCACUGGCGCUGCACUGUAUGCUGCUCGCAUCCCGGAGAGGUUCUUCCCGGGCAAGUGUGACAUCUGGGUAAGUAUGGCUAAUAGAUGGCAGGCACAUAAUAGGGAGGGUGAGAGGCAUUAAUGCCAUCCCUACUGCAUAUCUGCAGUGAUGGAUCACUGUGGUCUGUGGCCGGGCUCUGUAAAUGCCUCUUACUGCUCAGUUCUGGGCUAAAAUGGAGCCCUGCUGUGCAACUGCUAACUUUAAAACCCUGUGAAACUCUGCAACCUUCUCUUGGUAGGCAUUACAAGAAUGAAAAAUAUUUGCACUGUAUCUGCCUUGGCAUACCUGGCUCCCAAGAGAGGGAAUGGUGCACAGCUGCAAAAAUACAACCAUUCUGAUACAGCGCUAUUAAUGCUCUGUCUUUGUUUGUUUAUGUGUAUAUGAGCAUGUAUCUUGUCCUCUAGCCAGUUAUGCCAAGUUGACUGGGGCUGGGUGGGUUUAAAUUGGCACCUCUUGGUGCUUGCAUAGCCUGUUCACACAGAGAAGCAAACAGUGGAUUCCUAGGAAGCAAGAUGGCUUAUUCUUUGGCUGGUUGAUACUUCACAAUCUCUACUUACUAGCCAAUACCACCUGUGAUGCCCUCCUCUGGUGACUGUUCUGGAAAAUGGGAGUCUCCAUUACCUAAGGUGAAACGGUGUUCUGUUUUUCUCUCUCCCAUAGUUCCACUCCCACCAGCUGUUUCAUGUGUUUGUAGUGGCUGGUGCAUUUGCACACUUCCAUGGAGUUUCAAACCUUCAGGAGUUCCGCUUCACAGUUGGCGGAGGCUGCUCAGAGGACGAGAUGUAG
Messenger RNA from Podarcis lilfordi (Lilford's wall lizard), 20219 nucleotides. The record is from the annotation of a GenBank genome assembly. NCBI's taxonomy places the organism in Eukaryota, Metazoa, Chordata, Lepidosauria, Squamata, Lacertidae.